Molecule: messenger RNA, 1064 nt
Organism: Mesocricetus auratus (golden hamster)
Lineage: Eukaryota; Metazoa; Chordata; Mammalia; Rodentia; Cricetidae
Gene: Utp11
Product: UTP11 small subunit processome component
Exons: 8
Coding region: 119-880 (253 amino acids)
Biological process (GO): rRNA processing
Cellular component (GO): nucleolus; small-subunit processome
Source: RefSeq, a predicted model, not a curated record
UUCUGAUAGGCUUGUGCAAGCCUCCAGCGGCUAGGCCUGCUUCCGGUAGUCUUUGCGGACGCUGCUGCUCUGGUAUCGCUGGUGGAGUUUGCUGAACCAUUUCUGGACCCCAGUAGGCAUGUCGGCGGCUUUUCGCAAAGCAGCCAAGUCCCGGCAGCGGGAACAUCGAGAACGAAGCCAGCCUGGCUUUCGAAAACGGCUGGGUUUGCUGGAGAAGAAGAAAGAUUACAAACUUCGUGCAAAUGACUAUCAUAAAAAGCAAGAUUUCCUCAAAGCUCUCCGGAAGAAGGCUCUUGAAAAAAAUCCAGAUGAAUUCUACUAUAAAAUGACCCGGGCUAAGCUCCAGGAUGGAGUUCAUAUCAUCAAGGAGACCAAGGAAGAAGUGACACCAGAGCAACUGAAGCUGAUGAGAACUCAGGAUAUUAAGUAUAUAGAGAUGAAAAGGGUUGCAGAAGCAAAGAAAAUUGAAAGACUGAAAUCAGAGCUCCACCUGCUGGAUUUCCAGGGAAAACAACAGAAUAAGCACGUGUUCUUUUUUGACACCAAAAAGGAAGUUGAACGGUUUGAUGUUGCGACUCACUUGCAAACAGCCCCAGAGCUAGUAGACAGGGUCUUUAAUAGACCCAGGAUAGAGACCUUGCAGAAGGAGAAAGUGAAAGGUGUUACCCCUCAGACUCGACUCAAGAGGAUAGCUAAAGAAAGACAAAGGCAGUAUGAUUGCUUGACACAGCGAAUUGAUCGGGAGAAGAAGCUGUUCGUGGUUGCACAGAAAAUUCAAACCCGCAAAGAUCUUAUGGAUAAAACAAACAAGGUGAAGGUGAAGAAGGAAACAGUGAACUCCCCAGCUAUUUACAGAUUCCAGACUCGCCGAAAACGUUGAUGUGUUAAAAAUAAGCCUCGUCAUUCUGCAUUGAAAAGAACUCUUUUUUUCCCCUCUUUUGUAAUAACUUCAAAUUUCAUUAUUAGUUCAGAUGCCUUGUUUUUUUUUGUUUUGUAAUCAUGACUUAUUGUCAACCUGAUACUUGAUAUCUUUCUAUGAGAAUAGUAAAGUCCCUUCCCCAAUA